This is a messenger RNA of Lactuca sativa (garden lettuce), 1624 nucleotides long. RefSeq names its product TBP-associated factor 8 (gene TAF8). Gene Ontology annotation, molecular function: protein heterodimerization activity. Lineage: Eukaryota; Viridiplantae; Streptophyta; Magnoliopsida; Asterales; Asteraceae. The record is from RefSeq and is a predicted model, not a curated record. Gene Ontology annotation, cellular component: transcription factor TFIID complex.
CCCCUCUCCUGGUUUACUCAUCAAUCAGGAUCUAGGGUUCAUCAAGUCAUUCAAAAUCACUUUCAUGAAUUACUCUUCAAAAUUGAUAUUUGGGAUCUCCAAACUCCUGAUUUGAUUGCACAAUAGGCGAAUUUGUAGUGAUUCCCUUCAAAUAUCAAAUUCCCACGAAACAAACGGUACGCCGUGAAUUCAAUUUUGUUGUGUAUCUCCCAAAUUGUGAUAUCAGGAUCAAUUCACAUCGCUAGGGUUCCAAUUCUUUCAAGUACCUGAUUUCGAACGAGUUCAAUUUUGUUAUCGAGUAACCCUUCAUGAUACGAGAGUCUGAAUAUGAGCAAUGGAGGUGGAGUAGACGACAACGAGUUCGAUGAAAAGAAAAAUCGAGUAGCCGCUGAUGAAUUCGGUAGAGCUGUCGCAAAAGUAGCAGUAGCUCAGAUAUGCGAGCGUGUUGGUUUCCACAGUGUUAACGAUUCUGCUCUAGCGUCUCUCGCCGAUAUUGCUAUCAGGUACGUGAAAGAUUUAGGGAAAACCUCAAAGUUUUACGCUAAUGUAGCCAAUAGAACAGAGUGCAAUGUGUUCGACGUAAUUCAAAGCUUGGAGGAUUUGAGUUCUUCUGUCGGGUUUCCAGGCGGGUCAGAAACCUGUACAAAUUUGAUCCGUUCUAGUUCUUCCAUGAAGGAGAUCAUGGAGUACGUUGAAGCCAUUGAAGAAGACGAACUUCCUUUUGCUCAACCUAUUCCCACUUUUCCGAUUGUUAGAGAUAGAAAAUUAACCCCAAGUUUUCUCCAAAUGGGUGAAACACCAGAGUUCAAACACGUACCUGAUUGGCUACCUGCAUUUCCAGAUCCCCAUACUUACAUUCACUCUGCUGUAUGGAACGAGAGGACUUCAGAUCCAAGAUCAGAUAAAGUUGAGCUCGCUAGACAAAGAAGAAAAGCCGAAAACUCAUUGUUGACUUUACAAAAACGAUUGUUGUCUAAAUCACCUCCAACAUCAUCUUCUUCUGAGGUCGCAAAUGGCAGUAGCAAGAAGAUCCGAUUUGGAUUUGGUGAGAAGCCAGUUGUUUUGUCAGAUAAACACGUGAAUGAUGUGAAUUUGGAGAAUCAUGUGUCUAUAUUGGAGGCGUUUGCACCUGUUAUUGAAGCUUUGAAUAGUAGGGUUUCUGAAUCUGGUGAGAAUGGUGAAACUGAAAGAGAUGUUCUUGAUAAGAGACCUGCUGUUCGAUUGAAUUUUAGUAAUGGAAGGAAACUGAUUGGUGAUUCCUUGGAUUUGAGGUUAUGGAAUAGGGGUACUGGAAGGAUUUCAUCAUGGUUUGGGCGUGAUGAUGUGAUGGAUGAGAAGAAGAGGAGAGCUGAGUAUAUUUUGAGACAAUCUAUGGAGAACAGGUUGGAUCUUGCUCAGUUGUAGAGAUGAAAUUACUGAAUUGCCCUUUAUGAUAUACAUAGACAUUAGAUCUGUGUGAAAUCUUUAUAGUAGUUCCUCAUAGUUUUGAAAAGAUUGUAGCUUUAUCAUGCAAAGAAACCAUUUUGAGCAGUUGAACAAGUUAUUUAUUGUGCAUUGUCCUUUUGAAUUUGUUAAUUCUUGUGAAGUAUUUUUACAAUUUUUAAUCGAUAUUUAAUUAAAUUGA